AUGGCAGACCACACCCUGCACCUGGUGGUUCUGAUCCUCCUCGGGACAGCCCUGUGUGCGGCACAGCCCCGUGGCCGGAUCCUGCGUGGCCAGGAGGCUCCAUCCCACUCCCGGCCCUACAUGGCAUCCGUGCAGGUGAACGGCAAGCACGUGUGCGGAGGCUUCCUGAUAGCAGAGCAGUGGGUGAUGAGCGCAGCGCACUGCCUGGAGGACGUGGCCGAUGGGAAGGUGCAGGUCCUCCUGGGCGCACACUCCCUGUCGCAGCCGGAGCCCUCCAAGCGCCUAUACGACGUGCUCCGCGCAGUGCCCCACCCGGGCAGCCGGGCAGAGACCAUCGACCACGACUUACUCCUGCUGCAGCUCUCUGAGAAAGCCGUGCUGGGCCCUGCCGUGCAGCUCCUGCCAUGGCAGCGCGAGGACCGCGACGUGGCUGCGGGCACUCUCUGCGACGUGGCGGGCUGGGGCGUGGUCAGCCACACCGGCCGGAAACCCGACCGCCUGCAGCACCUACUCCUGCCGGUGCUCGACCGCGCCACCUGCAACCUGCGAACGUACCACGACGGCACCAUCACUGAGCGAAUGAUGUGCGCGGAGAGCAACCGCCGGGACACCUGCAAGGGCGACUCUGGAGGCCCGCUGGUGUGCGGCAGCGUGGCCGAGGGCGUGGUCACCUCGGGUUCACGGGUCUGCGGCAACCGCAAGAAGCCCGGUAUCUACACGCGCUUGGCGAGCUAUGUGGCCUGGAUCGACGGCGUCAUGGCUGAGGGCGCAACCGCCUAA
Messenger RNA from Rangifer tarandus platyrhynchus (Svalbard reindeer), 780 nucleotides. Lineage: Eukaryota; Metazoa; Chordata; Mammalia; Artiodactyla; Cervidae. The record is from the annotation of a GenBank genome assembly.